AUGUUAAUCCUCCAAUACCGGUCUGUUUCCGCCGCGCUACUUUUAUUAUCCCAGAUUGUCGGCACAUCCUUCGCUUUCAAAUUCACUCCUACUGGACAGACCGUUCAAUUAGAUGGAGCCUCCUAUUAUAUUCCUCCUAAUGUUGUAUCAACAAUCAGCGUCUCAAAGCCUCUAAAGAAAGCCUUGGACAGCGCUGGUGGAUUGCUUCCCUUUACUGUUGUCCAUGCAGACUCCUUCGGAUAUGGUGAGAAGGACUUCAGUAAGGACAUCGCUUCUUAUGUCUCUUCAGACGAUGUCUUCAGUAAAGGAUUCCUUGAAACUGUCUAUGUGCAGUAUUCGGGCACAUCUGGCCACAAAUAUCCAGGCUUCUCGGCGCCAAAACUGUCCGGCAACAACAGUGUCGGUGUAGUGUCCGUUGGGUUUGCCUCCAACACUUCAUCCAUUCCCACUGGUCCCUAUUUCGUGACUUCUACUGGCGCUGUCCACGAGGCAUGGAAACUCUUCAGUGAUUUUCAAGGUGCUUUCUUGGAAACCACUAUUGCCAACAAGGAUGGCUCGUUUUCGGUAUUGCCCGCCAAUGUCGAAGGACAAUCGCUGGCGAUUGCAGUACCUUCCCGCUUGUACUUCACAAAGACAGUUGGAAAGCCACUCGCGGGUGUCCGUAUAGGAAUCAAGGAUAUUUACGAUAUUGCUGGGUUGAGAACGUCCAAUGGUAACAGAGCAUGGUACCACUUUUACCCACCUGCAAACAAGACAGCCCUUGCUGUCCAACGGCUCAUCGACGCUGGCGCUGUCAUAGUGGGUAAGAUGAAGACUUCACAAUUUGCCAACGGAGAAGUCGCAACAGCAGAUUGGGUCGACUACCACGAGCCCUUCAACCCUCGUGGUGAUGGUUAUCAAGACACCUCAUCAUCCUCUAGCGGACCAGGGGCAGGAGCUGCUGCAUAUGAUUGGCUGGAUAUAACUUUGGGCUCCGACACUGGCGGUAGCAUCAGAAAUCCCUCACAAGUACAAGGCCUUUUUGGUAACAGACCUACAUGGGGCAUGGUCUCGCUUGAAGGUGUCAUGCCCAUGGCGCCACAGAUGGAUACUGCAGGCUUCCUAACAAGACACCCUGAUAUUUGGAUUGAUGCCUCCAAAGUACUCUACGGAGAUAACGUCACUCUCUCGCACGUUUACCCUUCAAAGAUUCAGACGAUAGGUUGGCCUACUUCUAACAGUUCUGAAGCCGAUGGUCUUCUCCUUUCCUUCUUGGAUAAGUUGACAACCUUCCUCAAUGCCACGUCCACCACCCUGAAUCUGACACAGCAAUGGUCCGAAAGCCAUCCCUCAAACGUCACAUCUUCGCUCAUCGACAUGAUGAACAUCACUUAUCCCAUUCUCAUCGGCCAACAAACGUCUUCGGUCCGCGACCCCUUCUACGCCGACUACUCUGCGGCAAAUUCAGGACGUCUCCCCUUUGUGAACCCUGUGCCCCUUGCUCGUUGGGGCUGGGCUGCAUCUUUUCCUCCCUCCACAGUCGAUGAAGCGAUAGCCAACAAGACUACCUUCGGCAACUGGAUCGACGAAACAGUGUUCGUAACCAAUGAGCAGACCUGCAGCGAGACUCUAGGGCUUUACGUAGGCAAUUCAGGAACCACCACCUACAGAAACGCCUAUCGGAGCCCCCCUGGGAUACCCACUGGUUUCUCGACCAGCAGAAUCUCCAUUUUUUCUGGUGUGCCCGAUUUUGUGUUGCCUAUUGGACAGGCAGCGUACAAGUCAAACAUUACGUUGCAGACGGAAUACCUCCCAGUCAGUGUUGAUAUCUUGGCGGCUAAAGGUUGCGAUGGCAUGAUCUUUGGUCUUGCGCAGGAUUUGGUCAAGGCUGGUGUUAUAGGUGCGACGAAGGCUGGAUACAGUGGUGUUACUGGCGAGCAGAUCCUUUUCUAG
Messenger RNA from Aureobasidium melanogenum CBS 110374, 1932 nucleotides. Its product is annotated as amidase signature enzyme. Bases 1 to 1932 code for a protein of 643 amino acids. Lineage: Eukaryota; Fungi; Ascomycota; Dothideomycetes; Dothideales; Saccotheciaceae. The transcript has a single exon. The record is from RefSeq and is a predicted model, not a curated record.